GCCAAUCGGCAUGGCUCUUAGAGAGAGCGGCUCGCUUUUUGAAUUGGCUGUGGCUGCCGGCGGCGAGGAAUGGCGGUAUCGGUGUGAGGGGUCUGCGUGUGAAGAGGUGGAAUUGCCAGGGCGUUUGUGGAGCGUGUGUACAGUUUACACUAGUUGCUAAGAAUCUGGAGGAAGAAAUUUGUAUUCUUUAUUAUUCUGAAGAAGGAAGAAAGGGUAAAGUAGAUCGCAUAUGUACUUUCAGCCACCGUAGUGCCGUACAAACAAUGGCUGACAAUAGUCUACUCACAUCCACUACUGGGAGGACUAGCUUGGUGGACUCUUCCAUUUUUGAUUCUAAAGUUGCUGAAACUUCGAAGGAAAACUUAUUUGUUGGAUCUACUUCAUAUGUUGAAGAGGAAAUGCCUCAGAUUGAAACAAGGGUGAUAUUGGUUCAAGAAGCUGGAAAACAAGAAGAACUUUUGAAAGCCUUAAAGACUAUUAAAAUAAUGGAAGUCCCUGUUAUAAAGAUUAAAGAAAGUUGUCCUGGAAAAUCGGAUGAAAAGUUAAUAAAAACUAUUAUUAAUAUGGAAAUUAAAGUGCCUUUUAUAAAGAUGGAAUCAAUUGAAGAAUUUGAAGAUUUGGAUUCUCCAGAAUUUGAAAAUGUAUUUGUAGUCACGGACUUCCAAGAUUCUGUCUUUAAUGACUUACACAAGACUGAUUGUAGAAUUAUUGGACCACCGGUUGUAUUAAACUGUGCACAAAAAGGGGAGCCUUUGCCUUUCUCCUGUCGCCCGCUGUACUGUACAAGUAUGAUGAAUCUGGUGCUGUGCUUUACUGGAUUCAGGAAGAAAGAAGAGCUAGUCAGAUUGGUGACAUUGGUCCAUCACAUGGGUGGAGUUAUUCGAAAAGACUUUAAUUCAAAAGUUACACAUUUGGUGGCAAAUUGUACACAAGGAGAAAAAUUUAGGGUUGCUGUGAGCCUGGGUACUCCAAUUAUGAAGACAGAAUGGAUUUAUAAAGCUUGGGAAAGGCGGAAUGAACAGGAUUUCUGUGCAACAAUUGAUGACUUUAGAAAUGAGUUUAAAGUUCCUCCAUUUCAAGAUUGCAUUUUGAGUUUCCUGGGGUUUUCAGAUGAAGAAAAAGCCAACAUGGAAGAGAUGACUGAAAUGCAAGGAGGUAAAUAUUUGCCAGUUGGAGAUGAAAGAUGUACUCACCUUAUUGUUGAAGAGAAUAUAGUAAAAGAACUUCCAUUUGAACCUUCGAAGAAACUUUAUGUUGUCAAGCAAGAGUGGUUCUGGGGAAGCAUUCAAAUGGAUGCCCGAGCUGGAGAAACUAUGUAUUUGUACGAAAAGGCUAAUACUCCUGAGCUCAAGAAGUCAGUGUCACUACUGUCUCUAAGUACGCCAAACAGCAAUCGCAAAAGACGACGUUUAAAAGAGACACUUGCUCAGCUUUCAAGAGAGACAGAUUUAUCACCUUUCCCUCCCCGUAAACGGCCAUCAGCUGAACAUUCCCUUUCUAUAGGAUCACUUCUGGAUAUCUCUAAUACACCAGACUCUAGCAUUAACUAUGGAGAAACACCAAAAUCUUGUACCAAGUCUUCUAAAAAUUCCACUCCAAUUCCUUUAAAGCAGUCAGCCCGGUGGCAAGUUGCAAAAGAGCUCUAUCAGACUGAAAGUAAUUAUGUAAAUAUAUUGGCGACAAUUAUUCAGUUAUUUCAAGUACCAUUGGAAGAGGAAGGACAACGUGGUGGGCCUAUCCUUGCACCAGAAGAGAUUAAGACAAUUUUUGGCAGUAUCCCAGAUAUCUUUGAUGUACACACUAAGAUAAAGGACGAUCUUGAAGACCUUAUUGUUAAUUGGGAUGAAAGCAAAAGCAUUGGUGACAUCUUUCUUAAAUAUUCAAAAGAUUUGGUAAAAACCUACCCUCCCUUUGUAAACUUCUUUGAAAUGAGCAAGGAAACAAUUAUUAAAUGUGAAAAACAGAAACCAAGAUUUCAUGCUUUUCUCAAGAUAAACCAAGCUAAACCAGAGUGUGGACGGCAAAGCCUUGUUGAACUUCUCAUCCGACCUGUGCAGAGGUUACCGAGUGUUGCAUUACUUUUAAAUGAUCUUAAGAAACAUACAGCUGAUGAAAAUCCCGACAAAAGCACUUUAGAGAAAGCUAUUGGGUCACUAAAGGAAGUAAUGACGCAUAUUAAUGAGGAUAAAAGGAAAACAGAGGCUCAAAAGCAAAUUUUUGAUGUUGUUUAUGAAGUAGAUGGAUGCCCGGCUAAUCUUUUAUCUUCUCACCGAAGCUUAGUACAGAGAGUUGAAACGAUUUCCCUAGGUGAGCACCCCUGUGACAGAGGAGAACAAGUAACUCUCUUCCUCUUCAAUGACUGCCUGGAGAUAGCAAGAAAACGACACAAGGUUAUUGGCACUUUUAGGAGUCCUCAUGGGCAUACUCGACCCCCGGCUUCUCUUAAGCAUAUUCAUCUAAUGCCUCUUUCUCAGAUUAAGAAGGUGCUGGACCUAAGAGAGACAGAAGAUUGCCAUAAUGCUUUUGCCUUGCUUGUGAGGCCACCAACAGAGCAAGCGAAUGUCCUGCUCAGUUUCCAGAUGACAUCAGAUGACCUGCCAAAAGAAAACUGGCUAAAGAUGCUGUGUCGACAUGUAGCCAACACCAUUUGUAAAGCGGAUGCUGAGAAUCUUAUGUAUACUGUGGAUCCAGAAUCCUUUGAAGUAAAUACAAAAGAUAUGGACAGUACAUUGAGUAGAGCAUCUAGAGCAAUAAAGAAGACUUCCAAAAAGGUUACCAGAGCAUUCUCUUUCUCUAAAACUCCAAAAAGAGCUUUCCGAAUGGCUCUUAUGACAUCCCACAACUCAGCGGAGGGAAGAAGCCCUACCAGCAGUGACAAGCAUGUAGUGAGUCGUCUGUCUAGCACAUCAUCAUUAGCAGGUAUCCCGUCUCCUUCCCUUGUCAGCCUUCCUUCCUUCUUUGAGAGGAGAAGUCAUACCUUAAGCAGAUCUACAACUCAUUUGAUAUGAAGCUUUAAGAAUCUUAAAUUACAGAAAUGUAUUAACAUUUCAUACUCGAAAGAGAAACUGACUUAAAUGGUACUUGUAAUUAGCACUUGGGGAAAGCUGGAGAGAAGAUGUUUAACACUAAAGUAUACAUUUGAUUUUCCUCUUGAAAGAGUAAAGUUUAUGUCUUAACAGUUUUCAAGUUAAUGCAUGUAAAAAAGUUAUAUUGAUUUUCAUGUAAUUUAUCUCUUUGAAUUCCUCAUUCAAAGACCAAUAAUUUAAGUUAUUCAUGAUAUCAGUAGCUUUGCAAUCCUGACACAGUAAAUAAAUUUUAUUGAUGGGUACCAAAUACUGCUGUAAAUCUAUUUGUAUAGUACCCAUGAAUGAAUUUGUGGAAAUACAUAUUUGUGAAUCUCAAUUUGUACAGAAAUACUACAGUGCUCACUGGAUAAAAACCUGCAUAGAUUCCUGAUUAAGUAGUGAAUCUUGUAUCACAUGGACUGUUUAUUUACUGCUCUUGCAGUUUAUUUUCUUCUCAGAUAUUUUCAAGUUCUAGCAUGUGGAUUAUAAAUGAUUUUCCCUUAUUAAUAAGAAUAACACUUAAAGGCAAUUGCUUGAAAAUAUUUUGCAAAUUGAGACAAUAACAAAGAUUAAAAAAUAUUGUAUUUUGUGAAAGCAAGUUACUGUUAAAUACUUGUAGCUAGUUCAGAGACAAAUAUUUAUGGUAAUUUUAGCCACUAGCAAAUCUUGAUUUAGUUUGAUAGUGUGUAGAAUUUUAUUUUGAAAGAAAAGACCAUGGGAAAAUUGUAGUAAAGACUGUUUAUAUUUUUAUGAACUAAUUCUAAAGUUACCAUCAGUUUUACUAAUCUGCUGUGAAAUACAUAGAUAUGUAUAUGGUCAACAUUUUAUUGU
Messenger RNA from Lepus europaeus (European hare), 3896 nucleotides. RefSeq names its product epithelial cell transforming 2 (gene ECT2). Gene Ontology annotation, molecular function: GTPase activator activity; guanyl-nucleotide exchange factor activity. NCBI's taxonomy places the organism in Eukaryota, Metazoa, Chordata, Mammalia, Lagomorpha, Leporidae. Gene Ontology annotation, biological process: regulation of cytokinesis, actomyosin contractile ring assembly; activation of GTPase activity; intracellular signal transduction. Bases 264 to 3008 code for a protein of 914 amino acids. The record is from RefSeq and is a predicted model, not a curated record. Gene Ontology annotation, cellular component: nucleus; cell cortex. The transcript has 26 exons.